AUGGCUGCAAUGCUACGAAAUAUUGUACUCAGGACAAUAGAAACAGUCAAUUUGGGAGAAAGAUUUGUCGCCAUUAAAGCCAAAAAAUCAAGGAACCCUAAAAUCUCUUCAAUCUCCGAUUCACCGCACGUAGCGGCGUCAGCCACCACUAGGCGCAGCGAAGAUACCUCAGGCAUCACCACAGCAGAGCGCAGCAAAAACACCUCAGGCAUCACCACAGCAGAGCAAAUUAUAUCGGCCACCGCACGCGACAGCAGCGCACCAAGUUCGGUAGCCCAGUCCUUUCCAGCUCAAGUCCGCAAUGGGCAUCGCCGGCUAGAAAUUGACCUGAUCCGAGGUAUGGAGAUAUCUAUGCUAAAAUCACUUCUCAACAGCAUCACAUGUUUUUCCCAACUAUCUUCAUGUGAGAGCGUUAAAACUGAACCAGUUCGAAAGUAUUAUGUAAAGACUGAAGAGAUACUGAAAUUGUUGAAGACAAUACUUGAUGCCGUUACUGAUGUGGUCCAUGUGGAAGAUGAAAUGCUGCAAAGUGCGUUUGUGGGACUACUCCAAUUUGUUGAUGAAAUAAGGGAAUUGUGUGAAAACUGGCAGCCACUGAUGAGUAAAAUAUACUUUGUUUUACAGGUCGAGUCACUUAUUUCAAAGAUUAGAGCUCAGAGUUUGCAGAUCCUGGAGUUGUUGAAAUCUUCUGAUCUAUGCUUAGCAGCUGAACUCAGUGCUGCAUCUACUGAGAACCUUGUGCAAAAAAUCCAGACCACAGAUUCCGAACAAACUUCACUUGUCAUCAAGAAAGCCAUCAAGGACCAUGUGGAGGGCCCUGAAGCUAGCUCAGAUGACCUGGCACAAGUUGCAGACAGGCUGGGCUUAAAGUCGAAUCAGGAGCUCCUGAUUGAGGCCGUGGCUCUGGAGAAGCUGAAGGAAAACGCGGAGCAAGCAGAAAAGAGCAGUGAAGUGGAGGACAUAGACCAAAUGAUUGGCGUGGUCACCCACAUGCACGAUCUCCUCGUCUCCUUGAAACAGUCGGAACUUUGCAACCCCGUCCCCAUACCCGCCGACUUUUGCUGCCCGCUCUCGCUCGAGCUAAUGACAGAUCCUGUCAUUGUUGCCUCUGGUCAGACUUACGAGCGAGCCUUCAUACGGGACUGGAUAGACCUCGGUCUCACUGUGUGCCCCAAGACGCGUCAAACCCUGGCCCACACGAAUCUCAUACCCAACUACACCGUCAAGGCCCUCAUCGCCAGCUGGUGCGACACAAACAACGUCAAACUGCCAGACCCCGUGAAAAUAACGUCGCUAAACGCCGAGGCUGGUGGGGUCCGCAGGAUCAACAGUUGCGGCACCCCGGACAGGUCCUCGAGCUCCCCACUGACGCGCAGCCCGAUCCCUUCCCCUUCCCACCCUCGCUCGUUUUCAGAUUCUUUCACGGCGAACGGACACGUGUCGGAUGCUGAGCGAGACGACCGGUCGGAUCACUCGGGCGAGAGGAAUCCGAACUUGAACGAGAAUCCACCUCAGGGGCACAACCGUAAUAAUUCCGCCUCCAGCACCCGCUCGAAUUCCAACCUGUCCCAGGGCACUCCCGUCGAGGGAUCCGACGUCUCGGGUGAGCUCGCCCCAGACCCUCGACCCGCCACUGCAAACGCGAUCCCUCAUAGGGAACCAGACUUCCCGUCGAGGCUUGAUAUGCGGGCCCGCGGGCAGGCGCUCUGGCGCCGGCCGACCGACCGGUUUUCUCCCAGGCUUGCCUCGUCAUCCCCCGCUGCGGCGGCCGAGAUGCGGCCCGAGCUCUUGGAGAUUGAGAAUCAGGUGAAGCGGCUGGUCGAGGACCUCAAGAGCGAGUCCCUCGACGCCCAGCGGAACGCGACCUCGGAGAUCCGUUUGCUCGCGAAGCACAACAUGGACAACCGCAUCGUGAUCGCGGGUUGCGGAGCCAUCGGUUUGCUCGUCGGCCUUCUCCGCUCGCCGGACCUCGCCGUGCAGGAGAACGCUGUCACCGCCCUCCUCAACCUAUCCAUCAACGACAACAACAAGUCCGCCAUCGCUAACGCGGGUGCCAUCGAGCCGCUGAUCCACGUGCUCGAGCACGGGAGUCCGGAGGCGAAGGAGAACUCGGCGGCCACGCUUUUCAGCCUGUCGGUGAUGGAGGAGAACAAGGUGAAGAUCGGGCGGUCGGGGGCGAUAAAGCCGCUGGUGGACCUGCUCGGGAACGGGACUCCAAGGGGGAAGAAGGACGCGGCGACUGCUCUGUUCAACCUGUCGAUCAACCACGAGAACAAGGCGCGGAUCGUGCAGGCGGGGGCGGUGAGGCACCUGGUGGAGCUGAUGGACCCGGCGUUCGGGAUGGUGGACAAGGCGGUGGCCGUGCUGUCCAACCUGGCGACGAUCCACGAGGGACGGGCUGCGAUCGGGCAGGAGGAGGGGAUACCGGUGCUGGUGGAGGUGGUGGAGCUCGGGUCUGGGAGAGGGAAGGAGAAUGCGGCGGCUGCUCUCCUGCAGCUCUGCACCAACAGCAGUCGGUUCUGCAACAGGGUUUUGCAGGAGGGGGCUGUGCCGCCGUUGGUUGCGCUUUCGCAGUCCGGGACGCCUAGGGCUAGGGAGAAGGCGCAGCAGCUACUCACCUUCUUUAGGAACCAACGGCAUGGAAAUUCUGGCAGAGGUUGAAUUUGUUUUGGGGGUGGUGUUGGAUGUGUUGUAAGAAACUGAGGUGCAAGUUACAAUCUGCGAAUCUGCAUCUAGAGACCUUUCGUUCUUCCCCUUUGCAUUUUAUUUUAUUUUAUUUUAUUU
Molecule: messenger RNA, 2784 nt
Organism: Striga asiatica
Lineage: Eukaryota; Viridiplantae; Streptophyta; Magnoliopsida; Lamiales; Orobanchaceae
Source: the annotation of a GenBank genome assembly